Molecule: messenger RNA, 807 nt
Organism: Candidozyma pseudohaemuli
Lineage: Eukaryota; Fungi; Ascomycota; Pichiomycetes; Serinales; Metschnikowiaceae
Product: putative serine hydrolase
Exons: 1
Coding region: 1-807 (268 amino acids)
Cellular component (GO): nucleus; cytoplasm
Source: RefSeq, a predicted model, not a curated record
AUGGCGAAAAAGAACAUAGAGUAUACAGCCAAGGUGCUCUUUCUCCAUGGCUACACACAGCUGGCGCUGGCGUUUUAUGCCAAGACACUGGCUUUGAGAAAAAAGCUAGCUCAGUACAAGCUCAAAGCAGUCUAUCUCAAUGCACCCAUCCAACUUUCACCAGCUGAACUUCCAACCACCGAUCUGCUUUCCAAGUUUGGCGCAGUAGGUGGAGAUGACGAUGCCUUGAAGUACCGUGCCUGGUGGGUCAAGAAUCCCGAUAACACAUAUGAAAUCGACUCUGCUAUUGAUACCGUGAAGAGGUACAUCAAGGACGGUGAAGUGCUCAAUGAGGAGGGAGUCUACGAGAAGGAGGAGGAUAAUCUUCCUCUCAAUGGUAUUAUAGGAUUUUCACAAGGAGCGUGUUUUGCUGGAGCGUUGGUGCACAAGUUCCACGAGCUUUUCGGCAUCGACCUUGAGUUUGCGGUGCUUUACUCUGGAUUCAAGAUUGACGUUUCGCUUAUGCCAGAUUUCAAAAAGUACUACACGAACGACGAUGGUGCUCUGACGAAACCCCGUCUUUUGCAUGUUGUGGGAGAAUUAGAUACGGUGGUUGGAGAGGAUAGAGCAUACACAUUCUAUGAGACCAGCACGAAGAACCUGGACUUGUUGAAGCAUCCUGGUGGUCAUUUUGUGCCCAAUUCCAAGUUGCUUGUGGACCAGGUUGUCAACUGGAUCCAGGGUGCCGAGAAGGAGGAGGCCAAGAAGGAGGAGAAGAAGGACGAUGUGGAUGACAUUCUUGCGAUGAUGGACAAGGUGGGUGUGUGA